AUGUCUGAAUACACGAUCAGUGGCAACGUCGACACGGACUAUGAUGAGUACGACUUCGACGAUAGCUCUGAGCUGACCCCAGUGUCAAAAGACGGAGUUCUUAAAGUCAAAUUCCAGGAAUUAACACAAGUGGAUUCGUUCGACAGGUCUGCUGAAGAUGCCAUAAAAGAACACUAUCGUGGUGAUCUAGGGACUUUGCUUAAUGCUGAGGAGCAAGAGCGCUCGAAUCGUCAGGGGCUUCUAAUGACUCCGUCACAACCUCGAAAACGCUUUGGCAGACUUCGUAGUUUACCUCCUAAACCAUUUUCACCGAAGUGGAGCAUAUCCACUGACCACAUCGCAGAAAGCACUUGGCGAGAUAGUGACAUCGGUUUUGGGUCCUAUGCGGAAGUUUGUCGUGGUACGUGGCUUGGAGCUUCUGUGGCACUAAAAAAGCUCAGAACGUUUGAUCUCAAAUCAGCCCAAAAACUUCGAGAAGAGGCCCACAUUUGGUUUGCUUUGAGACACCCAAACAUCGUCUGUUUGUUUGGUGCAUGCACGAAAGGUUACCCGCUUUUUGUUUGUGAAUAUAUCGAUGGAAAAAGGCUUGACGAGUGUCAAGUAGGGGUUGAGGUCAGUAAGGAGCAGAUGUGGGGAUAUUUGCAUGACGCGGCGGUCGGGUUACAAGGACUUCAUCUGCAUGGUGUUGUCCAUGCUGAUCUCAAGGGUGAUAAUAUUUUGAUUGGUGCUAACGGUCGAGCGAAGCUGAUUGAUUUUGGGUUAAGCUGUCUACGAAUGUGCGAUGGAGGGGAACCUCGUGGUGCUUUACAAUGGAAAGCCCCGGAAUGUAUCGCAGGUGCAGGUCCUACGUUUGAGUCGGAUGUCUAUGGCUUUGGAAUGUGCAUCAUUCAGGCAUUUUCUGGCCAUUGUCCGUGGGGACGAUGUCCGGAUAAUGCUGUCAAAAUACUCUUGAGAAGUGGGGGAUUCCCCAAAACACCGGUUACACUGAAAGAACUGGAAUGGGAGGCUGUAAGGAAAAUAUGCUGCCAAGACCCGCAAGCUAGACUCACAGUUGACUUGGUGGUUCGUGUGGUUGGCUUCUUUGCGGGCCGCCAGCCGUAUAUUGACGACACUACUCUUCAGAAAGAGAUAACUUCGUGGAAAAAUGCCACUAAGUGACGCUAAUCGUAAGGCCGGGCUUAUUCUACUAAAGCAUUUUUACACUAUCGUGCGCU
Molecule: messenger RNA, 1214 nt
Organism: Phytophthora nicotianae INRA-310
Lineage: Eukaryota; Oomycota; Peronosporomycetes; Peronosporales; Peronosporaceae
Product: serine/threonine protein kinase
Exons: 1
Coding region: 1-1158 (385 amino acids)
Biological process (GO): protein phosphorylation
Molecular function (GO): protein kinase activity; ATP binding
Source: RefSeq, a predicted model, not a curated record